AGGGCCCGUGUGACAGCUCCGCCUCCUGCUCUGGUGCCUUGGUCCUGGCACACUCAGCCAGGUACAGGCAGAGCCGAGUACCUGAGUACUGGCAGCACUUGCUCCCCAGUAGGGAUCAAGGCUUGGAGCGGGAGGCUGGGAGGUGGUGAUGGAGGUCAUGCAGGGAGCCGCAGGGGGACCCCAGCUGCUGCAGUUGGGGGCUGGGGUCAUGGCUCUGCUGUUGGCAGUUGUGGCUGUGAGCUCCCUGCCCUCCCUGAUGGAUUACUGGAGGCGCUGGUGGGUGCUGAAGCCGAUACCGGGUGUCAGCCCCUGCUAUCCUGUGCUGGGAAAUGCUCUACUCUUGGAGCGGAAGGGAGAAGGUUUUUUUAAACAACUACAAACUUAUGUUGAAGAGUUCAGGAGUUGGCCAUUGCUGAAACUUUGGGUAGGACCGUUGCCUGUCAUGGUUUUGUAUCACCCUGACAGUGUGGAGGUCAUUCUGAACAGCUCGAAGCAUAUAGAAAAAUCAUACAUGUAUGAAUUCCUGCACCCUUGGCUGGGCACUGGACUUCUGACAAGCACUGGAGACAAGUGGCGGUUGCGGAGGAAGAUGAUAACUCCCACAUUCCACUUCACAAUCUUAACUGACUUUCUAGAGGUUAUGAAUGAACAAGGAACUAUUUUAUUGGAGAAACUUGAGAAACAUGUUGACAAGGAACCAUUUGAUGUCUUUCCGGACAUCACGCUGUGUGCCCUUGAUAUCAUCUGUGAAACAGCGAUGGGCAAGAGUGUGGGUGCUCAGGAGAAUAAGGAUUCUGAUUAUGUUCGUGCUAUCUACAGGAUGAGCGAUCUAAUCCAACAGCGACAGAUGAGCCCGUGGCUUUGGCCUGAUCUUCUAUAUUCGCUGUUCAAGGAAGGAAGAGAGCAUGAGAGGAACCUCAAGAUCCUUCACAAUUUUACAGAUACAGUCAUUGGAGAAAAAGUUGCAGAACUUGAAAAUGCCAAGCAAAUGAAACGUGAUAGUGAUGGCAGCUCUGAAGAAAGUGGGUCCAAAAAGAGAAAAGCUUUCCUAGACAUGCUGCUGAAUGCAACAGAUGAUGAAGGGAACAAAUUGGACUACAAGGAUAUUCGUGAGGAAGUGGAUACUUUCAUGUUUGAGGGCCAUGAUACUACAGCAGCUGGUAUGAAUUGGACCCUGUACUUACUUGGACGUAAUCCUGAAGCCCAGAAGAAGGUUCACAGAGAACUGGAUGAAGUGUUUGGCAACACUGAGCGUCCUGUUACAAUGGACGAUUUGAAGGAGCUUCGAUACCUUGAGUGUGUUUUGAAAGAAGCCCUUCGGCUCUUCCCUUCAGUUCCGCUGUUUGCCCGUGCCUUGACAGAGGAUUGCUCUAUUAGAGGAUAUCAAAUACCAAAAGGCACAAAUGUUGUUGUUGUAACUUAUGCCUUGCAUAGAGACCCUGAGGUCUUCCCUGACCCAGAGGAAUUCAAGCCUGAGCGUUUCUUCCCUGAAAAUUGCAAGGGAAGGCACCCGUAUGCAUAUGUGCCCUUCUCAGCUGGUCCCAGGAACUGCAUUGGUCAGCGUUUUGCACAAAUGGAGGAGAAAGCUCUUCUAGCUCUCAUCUUGCGGCGCUUUUGGGUGGACUCAUGUCAAAAGCCAGAAGAGCUUGGUAUAACUGGAGGUCUGAUUCUUCGUCCAAAUAAUGGCAUCUGGAUUAAGCUGAAGAGGAGGCCAAAUGCUGGAACAGAAUGAAAGGAAAUUCAAGAUUUUAUUUUUCCCAAAACUUACAAACUCUUUAGGCUAACAUGUUUUUAAAUUGGGUAUUUUGAUGGCAGUGCAGCAAUUUGUUGAAACUAAAGUAAUCACUGAUUGUUUCAUUAGAGAAAAUGUAAUAGCCUUAAAUUGCUCUACUUCUCUAGUUCAUAUGAACUUCAUGUUCAUCUUCAUAGUGGAAGUGUUUAAACAUCAAAUCUCAGUGCUUUAUUUACUCAAACUGCUUUAUUAGAGGAGUGCAAAAAGCUUUAAAUUAUGAUAGUCACAGUAAUGAGUGUGAUGAAGUGAUCUGGUUAUGUUCUAUAACAUUUGUGAGGUAACUGAUAGUCUCAAAUCUUUGUAAUCCUGUUCAGGUUUCUUUGGUUCUGAAAGAUAGAAGCAAACAAUUCUUCCACUCAGCAAAUCUUGUGUUUCUGUUUUGGUGAUGACCGCAUCUAUGAAAACAAAACAGACAUCUGAUAAUUUCACUUCUCCUUUGAAGCAUUUACAGUAGUUCUUAAGCAGUGAGUGCUCUGAAUUAUUUUUUAACAAAGUGUUAAAAAGUAUUAAUCUAUACCAUAAGUAUUAAUCUAUAUAAUCGUAAAAUGGACUAGAUACUGUGCAAAUUGCAGACAGGAUUUCAUGUCAGCAGAAACAAUGUAUUAUUACAAACUUUGAAAAUAAACUUCUUCUGUGCCUCAAUAUGGAAUUAAAUUAGAUCUGUAAAAAUCACAUGCCUGGGUGCAGGUAAAUUAAUGAUGGGUAAUUAUUUCUAAACAUCAGUUCCUCUAGGGUGAUUGGUUGACCAGAUUUUACUGUGUUAGUUAAAGCUGAAGCAAUGUGCCAGUCUGCUUUUGCCUUGUAUGGUCCUGAAGGCAAAGCAGAGAAUUUCUUGCUAAUUGAUGCUAAAGAGGAAUUACAGUGAUUAAAUGAA
Strigops habroptila (Kakapo) is the source of this 2666-nucleotide messenger RNA. RefSeq names its product cytochrome P450 4V2. The transcript has 11 exons. Gene Ontology annotation, molecular function: iron ion binding; oxidoreductase activity, acting on paired donors, with incorporation or reduction of molecular oxygen; monooxygenase activity. The record is from RefSeq and is a predicted model, not a curated record. Bases 149 to 1732 code for a protein of 527 amino acids. NCBI's taxonomy places the organism in Eukaryota, Metazoa, Chordata, Aves, Psittaciformes, Psittacidae.